GGAGACGGACGCCGGCGGUGGCGGUGGCGGCAGCAGCGCCCACUUCCCCGCGGGAUGUAGCUGCGGGCGCUGGUCCGGCUUUGUAGAGCUGGAAUGGCAAGUUGGGUGGAGCCCUGAGCCAGGAUCCUUCGUACUGCAUCUCUUCCUCGUAACAACUCAAAAGUGAGAACUGCCAAGGAUCCUGGAGAGGACUGCUAGUUACCCGCUUUUGCAAAAGAGAAGAUGUCGUCCCGUAAAGGACCAGCAGUCAGCCAAGGAAAUGGACCUUUAAAUAAUGUCAGGGAGGGAGAAGACGUGGAGUUAGCUGAGCUUGGACCGCUCUUAGAGGAGAAAGGCGACCAAGCAGCAUCCAGUUCAGCCAGCGCCCAGGACCAGCCAUGCCCAGCAACCCAGGAGGAAGAGGAGGAGGAAGUGCGGGUCCUCACGCUCCCUUUGCAGGCACAUCAUGCGAUGGAGAAAAUGGAAGAAUUUGUGUACAAGGUCUGGGAAGGUCGCUGGAGGGUCAUCCCUUAUGAUGUGUUGCCUGACUGGCUGAAAGAUAAUGACUACCUGCUGCACGGCCAUCGCCCCCCCAUGCCAUCUUUCAGAGCCUGCUUCAAGAGUAUUUUCCGCAUACACACGGAGACAGGCAACAUCUGGACGCACUUACUAGGUUUUGUGUUGUUUCUUUGCCUGGGAAUCCUGACCAUGCUCAGGCCAAAUAUGUACUUCAUGGCCCCUCUUCAGGAAAAGGUGGUGUUUGGGAUGUUUUUCCUCGGAGCGGUGCUGUGUCUCAGCUUUUCCUGGCUUUUCCAUACAGUCUAUUGUCAUUCAGAAAAGGUGUCUCGGACAUUUUCCAAGUUGGAUUAUUCUGGAAUCGCUCUGCUGAUCAUGGGGAGUUUUGUUCCAUGGCUGUACUACUCGUUCUACUGCUCCCCACAACCUCGGCUUAUCUACCUCUCCAUCGUAUGUGUGCUGGGUAUCUCAGCAAUCAUUGUGGCACAGUGGGACCGGUUUGCAACGCCUAAGCACAGGCAAACAAGAGCAGGCGUGUUCCUUGGACUGGGCCUGAGUGGCGUUGUGCCCACCAUGCAUUUCACCAUCGCAGAAGGGUUUGUCAAAGCCACGACGGUGGGCCAGAUGGGCUGGUUUUUCCUCAUGGCGGUGAUGUACAUAACAGGAGCGGGCCUGUAUGCGGCCCGCAUUCCAGAGCGCUUCUUUCCUGGCAAGUUUGAUAUCUGGUUCCAGUCGCAUCAGAUCUUUCAUGUGCUCGUGGUGGCCGCGGCCUUUGUCCAUUUCUACGGCGUCUCCAAUUUGCAGGAAUUCCGUUACGGACUUGAAGGAGGAUGUACUGAUGACUCGCUUCUCUGAGAACUGCUGGAGAUUUUAGUACAAGCUUCCCAAGUGCUUUUAGAGUGACUUCUUGGCUAAAAUCAGAAGAAGACUCUGAACAUUUUUUUUAAAAGGAGAAACUUCGAAAAGUUGGCAACGGACAUUCCUGGCUUACCUUCUCCCAGGAGGAAUGGCUGGGUGGGGUUGGGGGGCAACAGUGUUGACUGGGCGGAAGGUGCCUCUAGCAGCAACCCGCCUUUUUUUUGACAAGCAAGUUGAUUUCACAGGAAUUAUAUUGGAAAAUUUCGGACGUUGGAGAAACUCUGGCAACGUGGCAAAAAGGAAAAGGGCUUUGUUACCUGCUCUUUGAUGCUGCAAACCUACCCGAGGCUUGAAGAGACUCUCUAAAUGUGUCUGUCCCGUCAAAUACUCCUGUUUCUCCUUCGCAUCUGUGGCAGACGUUGUGUCGGUCUGGUUAGGGCAGUGGCAGCUCAUAGCAGGGAUGCUCAGAGGAGGAUGCACAGGGCCAUUUCACUUAAGUUUUGUCUCUUUUUUUGACAAAGUAAUGUAUGCCUAAAAACAAGAGUAUUUAAUAUUUAAUAUUAAGCUUUAAGAGAAAAACAACACACUCACAAGGCGCAUUCCCUCCAGCAACCGUUACUGGAGAGUUGUUCAUGGUAUUUUAGGUGGGGUGCUACUUAGGAGACUGUAGAGCCGCUGUUGCUUUUAUGUCAAGUCGACUGAAAUAAAAAGGUCUGAAGCUGUCGUGCUGGGUAGUUCAGGGGGUCGCGUGAGAUGCCUUCGGGUAUCUUUCCCCCCUGGAAAGAUUCGGUGGACUUCCUCCCGGUCCAAAGCAUCCCAGAGUGCCUACAGGCGUGGCACUUGGGAUUAUUUUUGUGCACCGCUCGCCGGAUUGGGUGCAUUGUUACUGCCAGUGUCUGUGUUCUCUUCUCCGCGGCUGCAAUCCGGCCCACUGAAAUGUCCCCAAGUUUUCUGAAGCAGCCGCUUUGCAUUGCAAACUUCCUCCUUCCUCCCCCCACCCCCAGAAGCGGCUGAGUUUGAAAAGCAAAUUUGUUCUGUCAGAUAUAAUGGAAGGCGGGGAAGACAGACGACGCCCGGCUGUAUGUACAGAAUUGUUUGCUUGCUUCUCAGCGUUGUGAGAGCCAGGUGAGAAGAGUUGGUGAAUUUGCAGUCCUUUCCAGGAAAUGUGAUGAAUGGGACUCUCUCUCUCUCUCUCUCCUGGGAAGCAAACUCUCCAUUACAUUUGCGAGGGUGAAUGUGACGCUUGCCUGCUUUGGAAGGCCUAGAGAAUUGGCAGGGAAGCUACUAGCUUGUAUGUGUGUCUGGACUUGGUCGUAAGAGCUGCCUGCUCCACGUUUGUAGACACUCAAGCCUAGUUGAGCCUUGGUGCCGGCUGGCCGUUGGGAUGACCCGUUUUUUUAAACACGCCUUUUGCUUCCCUAGGGUAGCUUUGGCAACCUGGUGGCCUGCAGAUGUGCGGAACUACAUUUCCCAUCAACCCUAAUGGCCACACUUGCCAGGGAUGGUGGGAGUUAUAGUCCCACACAUACAGAGUGCACCGGGCUGGCGAAGGCCUCUCCUACAAGGGCUCUUCCCCUACCUUCUUGGAAGUACGCGCCUUCCCGUCUUUCAGGCGUUGGCAGCCAAGAGUCAAUGCUGCUUGCUGCCUCUUGUUUUUUGCUAGCUGCUCCUGGAGAGGUUCAAACAGUGCUGAUCUAUACUUAAGGGAGGCCCUCUCUGGGGCAAGGCAAAGCUGCCUCCCCCGCCCCCUAGAUUGCUGCUGCUGCUGCUUUUCCUUUGCCCACUACUUACUCUCUUGUUACAUGAACUGCUCAAAACGUCUUGCCGUAUAUCCUGACUGGAGCCCUACUCUGACGAGUGCUCCCUGCUUAAACCACGUCUACAAGGUGGCUAACGUUGGUCCUAACGGGUUCUGUAUAUUGCCUGAACCAGAUGUCCUAUUCUCUGUUUGGACACCUGUUUCAGUUGUUUCAGCCUCAACUUGCGUGUGGUGUGUGUGUGUGUGUGUGAGAGAGAGAGAGAGAGAGAACACGAUGUCGAGCACUCUGUAUGCCUCGUCAAGGUUGGUUCAAGGACUUCAAGCACUGCGUGCUGCCCAGGCAAAUGCCUCUUAAAAGUAGGUUCAUGCCACACAUACACCCCCCCCCCCUUGGCUUCUUAAGGCAAGAGCCAGUCUUUCAUUUUGAGCCCUUUCCAUGUAAGAAGAGUGCGUCUCUUUAUCACGGCCUGCCAGCACUUGGUAUUGGAACAGUGGCACGGGGCUGGCUGCCCUGAGGCGAUUUCUUGCCUGCCCUCCAGCUCUUCUCCACAGAGAGGAAAAAUGAUGAGAGACUUCCUUUUAAAGGCGAAGGCUUAUCCCAAAUCCUUUCCCCUAGGUUCUGACUAAUUCAUCAAAGAAAAUGCAUUACCAGAGUUUUUAAGCACUUAGGAAAUUGAGAAUCCAUAUUCUGCAAUACAGCUUGUCACAUAUCCCCACCCAACAGCGGUUUGGAAAGGUUAAUAUUGCCUUUCUCAUACUUUUCGUUCUCGAAAGUGUGUGGCUUUGGGGGCCAAUUUGUUGUAAAGGCCUCUGUCCUUUCUUCCCUGGACCUGGGCAGCCCAAGGAAACCGAACAAAAUGAGCUGAUGUGAUCUACCUCAGGUGUAUUAAAAAAAACAUAUCAACUCGUUGAUCCUUCACCAAAAGCUUUAAAAAGGAGGUUCCUUAGGUAUAGCCCUCCAGAUGUGUCGGACCGCAACUCUCAUCAUCCCCAACCAGCAAGACCCAUGUUCUGCUGGCUGGGAAUGAUGGGAGUUGCAGUCCAAUACCUUUGGAGAACAGGUUGCAGAAGGCUGCCCUAUAACCAAGACCCGUGAUUUCCUUCAGAUGAUGGCUCUAUUUCAAGCAAAGAAAGUCCUGCACUUUCUGUAGGCAGCUCUGCAAGGCAGCCGCCCAAACUGACAACCAUCUCCGAUAGAGAACUUAACAACUGGAUGGUUUUAAAGAGGUCGUUAGAUCUGGGUGCUUGCUCCAUUCAUUCAUAAUUCCAGAGGAAUUAAUGUUCUUUUCCACGUAAGGCAGAUAGAUAGAUAGAUAGAUAGAUAGAUAGAUAGAUAGAUAGAUAGAUAGAUAUGGGAACUUCUGGCCCUCUUGCAUCUGACUUUUUGCGAUCAACUGAAAGUACAAAAAGUGGCUCUUGCCCCCUUCCUCCCGCUGUGAAUCCCAUCCUGCAGGCUCUAUGGUGUGGGUUUUCUCACACUAGGGCCACCCAUAGAUGGGGAAAGGACUCGGACAAGGAUGUAUGAAAACCUUGCUUUUGCUUGCGAAACAGGAGAGCAUGCCCCAUUCAAAGCUCCAAGGGCGAGCUUUGCCCACUGAAAGACGUUCGCGAGUCGUUGGGCACGUGCUCACGUUUGUGUCUUUCCUGAUUCGCAGUUCGAUUUGCACGGAUCUCCUUCAGGGACUAAAACAGCCUCGCUGUAAUCUAUGGAGGAAAUAGGGACAAGUUCGGGGAGAUCUGCACAGGGUCCUCGUUUGUGCAAAACGAGCAGCGGUCGCAAAUGAGAAUGGGCGCGAGGCAAUGUUCGGGGAAUCCUGGCGAUCACGAACACCGUGCUGGGGGUUGUAGUCUGACACGUGGGGAAGUGUGUUCAGGGGAUAGGAUGGAGCAAAACCUGUAAGAUGAAUUGGAAUCGUUAAACAGGGCUAAGGGCGAACAGGGCCCCCAGCCCUAAACGUAAAAGUGGGACGGGCACAUUGUUUCGAGGGGAGGUGGUUUAACUUUAAUCUCCUGUGUGCGGUUCAAGAAUCCUUGCCACUCAAGGGCAAACAGGACAUUAUCAAUGUUGAGAAAUCUACAAUUUGUGAGUGAUAUCCUGGGGUCUUAAAUCGGCAAUGAUGAAGAAAAUCUUGAUACAGACUUCUACAGUUGUGCACAGACAAGACUGUGUAAUGUAGGUGCAUAGAACCCUCAGGCCUGGGGUGCGAGUUUGGCCCUCUGGGUUUCCACAGAAGGCCCUGCCGCCUUCCCCGGGCCCUGCCUUUUCUUCCCCCAACCACUGACCACUUGGUGGCUUGCUGGCUUCUGCCCCGUUUUCUUUCCCUUCUCAAAAGGUUGAAAUACCUCUCCUCAGGCUUUAGUGUUACCAGCAGUAAGAGCUUUAAGCUAAAUCAGGCAGGUGUUUUUAGUCCUGCCCCUUUUCUCCUUGGCCCCUCCCACCCCUGGAAGGCAACCCUAGGGAGAGUCUCUAAAAUGGGAUUUGGGCUGAAAGAGGUUCUGCAUCCUGGGGUGUAAUGUAUACACCAGCUCCUAAGGGUUUGGGCAGGGGAGCAGCACUCCUGAGAGAGGGGUUGUUUUUGCAUGCUUCAUUGCAGGCCGUCUUGAGUGGGGGGGGGGGGGUGUGAGAGAGAGAGAGAGAGAGAGAGAACGAACGAACGAACGAACGAACGAACGAGAACUGCAGGAACAAGAUAAUAGUGGCAGAUAUCUGUUAAGAUCAGCAAAAAUAAAACCAGAAUGUAUUAGGGCUGAAUAACAGUAACCCAUCUAUAAUGUAUGAUGAAGCAACCAGCACUUUUGCAGCAAGCGGUAAAACCACUCUGGUAUAGAACUAGGUUUUAUUGUGCAAAACACUUGUACUGGGCGAGCUAUGUGAACAGUUGGACGGGCGCAAAUGAUUUAAGAGUGAAAUCGGACUUGACAGUCUAUUUGUGGCUAAACGAAAGUAUUUGCAAAUGUUUAAACUGAUGAUGCAAGCUCCGUAACUUCUUUUUAAACCGGGGGGUGGGGAAAUGGGGUUUUAAGAUUAAAAUUAGUGGGCAAACAUAAGUGGUGGGAGGAAGUAUGUAACUGAUUUGAUAGUGGUAGAAAACUAAUGAGAGAGCACAACGAAAGCAAUCUGAAACGUGGAUAGUUGGAACACAACUUAACGUAGGUCUAUUACUACAAAGAGACUUUAUAGUUGGAAUAACGGGGUAAGAUCUAUUACUUAGAGGUGUAAAUGUUCAAAUAAAAGAGCAGAUGUAUUCAAUAUAUUUCUUUUGGUGGGGGGAAGCAUAAUAAUGAUGUAUUCAUAACAAUGAACAUUUUUGUUCAGUUUGUAUACUAGUGAAGAUUUUAAGAUGUUUAUCAGCAAUAAACAUUUUUAAAUUAGUAGGUCUUGAUGAAGACUAUACCAUGUUCUAAA
Messenger RNA from Elgaria multicarinata webbii, 6518 nucleotides. RefSeq names its product adiponectin receptor protein 1. Gene Ontology annotation, cellular component: plasma membrane. The record is from RefSeq and is a predicted model, not a curated record. Gene Ontology annotation, biological process: adiponectin-activated signaling pathway. The transcript is spliced from 10 exons. Gene Ontology annotation, molecular function: signaling receptor activity. NCBI's taxonomy places the organism in Eukaryota, Metazoa, Chordata, Lepidosauria, Squamata, Anguidae. Bases 223 to 1350 code for a protein of 375 amino acids.